CCCCUUGCACUUCCGUGUGCAGCGGCGCCUGAGCAGGAGGCGGCGGCCGCUGGGAUCCCCAAAGCGACCCCUGGUAUCUGGCAGCAGCGCUGAGACCGGGGCCGUCCCCACCCGCCCCUGGACCCGUCCGGGUCAGGCCUGCACCGAUCCCCGUCCGCGCGCACUCCUGGGAGCAGCUCCGGGAACCAGACCCCUGCCGCCGCGACCCCUGGCGCCUGGCCUCGCGCCAGGAGGUCUGCUGGGAAUUGGCCCAAGUGAGGGCGGAGGGCCUACUUUUCCUGGUGGUUGGUGAGUGGCAGCAGCAACAGGAGCCCAGACCAAGGACAAGCGGGAGUUGGGAGCCCCAGGCCCCACCAUGGCACCGUUCCUGCGCAUCGCCUUCAACUCCUACGAGCUGGGCUCCCUGCAGGUUGAGGAUGAGGCUAAUCAGCCCUUCUGUGCCGUGAAGAUGAAGGAGGCUCUCAGCACAGAGCGAGGGAAGACGCUGGUGCAGAAGAAGCCGACCAUGUAUCCUGAGUGGAAGACCACGUUUGAUGCUCACAUCUACGAGGGCCGCGUCAUCCAGAUUGUGCUGAUGCGGGCAGCUGAGGACCCAGUGUCGGAGGUGACCGUGGGCGUGUCGGUGCUGGCCGAACGCUGCAAGAAGAACAACGGCAAGGCUGAGUUCUGGCUGGACCUACAGCCCCAGGCCAAAGUAUUGAUGUCUGUGCAGUAUUUCCUGGAGGACGGAGAUUGCAAGCAGUCUAUGCGUAGUGAGGACGAGGCCAAGUUUCCAACGAUGAACCGCCGUGGAGCCAUCAAGCAGGCCAAGAUCCACUACAUCAAAAAUCAUGAGUUCAUCGCCACCUUCUUUAGGCAGCCCACCUUCUGCUCUGUGUGCAGGGACUUUGUUUGGGGCCUCAACAAGCAAGGCUACAAAUGCAGGCAAUGCAAUGCUGCCAUCCACAAGAAAUGUAUUGACAAGAUCAUUGGCCGGUGCACCGGCACUGCCGCCAACAGCCGGGACACUAUAUUCCAGAAAGAACGCUUCAACAUUGACAUGCCGCACCGGUUCAAGGUCAACAACUAUAUGAGCCCCACCUUCUGUGACCACUGUGGCAGCCUGCUGUGGGGGCUGGUGAAGCAGGGAUUGAAAUGUGAAGACUGUGGCAUGAACGUGCACCAUAAAUGCCGGGAGAAGGUAGCCAACCUCUGUGGUAUCAACCAGAAGCUCUUAGCUGAAGCCUUGAACCAAGUCAGCCAGAGAUCCUCCAAGAAGCUGGAUUCUGAAUCUCCGGAGCCUGUUGGGAUAUACCAGGGUUUCGAGAAGAAGCCAGGAGUCUCUGGGGACGAUGCCCCAGGUGAAACUGAGCCCAAUCCCCCACUUAAAGUUCCCACCUUCCAACAGGGAAAAGAAACGGGUGUACCCUCCCUCCCAUUACCGAGGAAGGGGACUAUUCCAGACCAAGAUCUUACAGGCACCAUCUCUCAAGCAGACAACAGUGAGACGUAUGGCAAAAUCUGGGAGGGAAGCUCCAGGUGCCGCAUCGAGAACUUCACUUUCCACAAGAUCCUGGGCAAAGGCAGCUUUGGGAAGGUGCUACUCGCAGAGCUGAAGGGCAAAGGACAGUUCUUUGCCAUCAAGGCCCUCAAGAAGGACGUGGUUCUGAUUGAUGAUGACGUGGAGUGCACCAUGGUGGAGAAGCGAGUGCUGGCGCUCGCCGGGGAGAAUCCUUUCCUUACCCACCUCUUUUGCACCUUUCAGACCAAGGACCACCUGUUCUUUGUGAUGGAGUUCCUCAGCGGGGGAGAUCUGAUGUAUCACAUCCAGGAUAAAGGUCGCUUUGAACUCUACCGGGCCACGUUUUAUGCAGCUGAGAUAAUCUGUGGACUGCAGUUUCUACACCACAAAGGGAUCAUUUACAGGGACCUCAAGUUGGACAAUGUGAUGCUAGACCGGCAUGGCCAUAUCAAGAUUGCCGACUUUGGGAUGUGCAAAGAGAACAUAUUUGGGGAGAACCUAGCCAGCACCUUCUGUGGCACCCCAGACUACAUCGCCCCUGAGAUCUUGCAGGGCCUGAAGUACACAUUCUCUGUGGACUGGUGGUCCUUUGGGGUCCUCCUCUACGAAAUGCUGAUUGGUCAGUCCCCCUUCCAUGGUGAUGAUGAGGACGAACUCUUCGAGUCCAUACGUUUGGACACACCGCAUUAUCCCCGUUGGAUCACCAAAGAGUCCAAGGACAUCCUGGAGAAGUUAUUUGAAAGGGACCCACCCAAGAGGCUGGGAAUGACAGGAAACAUCAGACUCCACCCCUUCUUCAAGACCAUCAACUGGACUCUGCUGGAGAAGAGGAAGGUGGAGCCGCCCUUCAGGCCCAAAGUGAAGCACCCAGGAGACUACAGCAACUUCGACUUGGAGUUCCUGAAGGAGAAGCCACGCCUCUCCUUUAGUGACAAGAACCUCAUCGACUCCAUGGACCAGACAGCAUUCGCCGGCUUCUCCUUUGUAAACCCCAGAUUUGAGCACCUCUUGGAAAACUGAGGCUCCCAGACAGGCCCUCCACCCCCCUGGGCAGAGCAGGCUAGCCCACCCUCAUCUGCACCUGCCGCUGCCCCUGGUAAGCAGCAGUGUGAUUGUCGUGACUUCUGCUGCUGCCCUCUUUUCCCCAGAGGGGCUCGGCUCCUGCUGGCUGGGCUCUUAUGGUACUUCCUCUGUGAACUGUGUGUGAAUUUGCUUUUCCUCUGUCCUCAGAGGGAAAUUGUAAAUCCUGUGUUUCAUUACUUGAAUGUAGUUAUCUAUUGAAAAAAUAUAUAUUAUAUAUAUAUAUAUAUAUGCAUAUAUAUAAUAGGCUGUAUAUAUUGCUCAGUAGAGAGAAAGCAUGUGGGACUGGCAAUGUAUUGAUCUUUUUAAUAUAUAUAUAUAUGUAUGACCAAAAGGAAAAAAAACAAAAACAAAACACAAGCUGUUUGAACCACCAGGUUCUUUUAUUUGUGUGUCUAAAUAAACACUGAAUGGCA
This is a messenger RNA of Marmota monax (woodchuck), 2997 nucleotides long. RefSeq names its product protein kinase C delta (gene Prkcd). Gene Ontology annotation, molecular function: diacylglycerol-dependent serine/threonine kinase activity; ATP binding. The transcript has 19 exons. Bases 356 to 2521 code for a protein of 721 amino acids. The record is from RefSeq and is a predicted model, not a curated record. Gene Ontology annotation, biological process: protein phosphorylation. Lineage: Eukaryota; Metazoa; Chordata; Mammalia; Rodentia; Sciuridae.